Molecule: messenger RNA, 2953 nt
Organism: Asterias rubens (European starfish)
Lineage: Eukaryota; Metazoa; Echinodermata; Asteroidea; Forcipulatida; Asteriidae
Product: arginine kinase-like
Exons: 9
Coding region: 56-1378 (440 amino acids)
Biological process (GO): phosphocreatine biosynthetic process
Cellular component (GO): mitochondrion
Molecular function (GO): creatine kinase activity
Source: RefSeq, a predicted model, not a curated record
UUAUUGAUCUCGAAGAAUUCCAUCUUGAACAGCCGAAAGGUCUCGGCAUAAUGUGAUGUUGUCGCGUAUAGCGUGCUAUGGUUGUUUCAGUCGGCCAGUUUCAUCUUUACAUCGCCAAGUGCAUAGUAUUAUAAUCAAUGGAGUAGGAACCUCAACUACAUCAUCCGUCAUGGCAAGCCUUUUCCAGAAGAAUUUUGAUGCCGAGAAAGACUACCCAAACUUUACAGGACACAAAUCUCUGUUGUCUACACAUCUAACAAAGGAAUUGUACACUAAGCUUCGUGAUGUACAAACUGAGAGUGGAUUCACCAUUGAUAGAGCCAUCCAAAAUGGAGUCGACAAUGCUGAUUUCCACUUGGGAGUUCUAGCUGGUGAUGAGCAAACAUACACAGUGUACAAGGAGCUUUUCGACCCCAUCAUCCAAGACUACCACAAUGGAUUCAAACCCUCAGAUAACCACGUCAAGGAUUUGGACCCAGCAAAGCUUGAGGGAGGCCAGCUGGAUGAGAAAUACGUCAUCAGUUCUCGCAUCAGGACUGGACGUAAUGUCCGAGGCUACGCACUUUCACCCUUUGUUUGCCGUGCUGAGAGACGGCAGGUUGAAAACAUUGCUGAACAAGCUCUUGCUAAGCUUGAUGGAGAGCUAUCAGGCAAAUACUAUUCCCUGCAGACACUGGGUGAAGCUGACAAACAACAACUGAUUGAUGAUCACUUCUUGUUUGAGAGACCAAUCUCCCGCCAUUUCACAAGCGGUGGUAUGGCUCGUGACUUCCCUGAUGGCCGUGGCAUCUGGCAUACCAAUGACAAGCGUUUCUUGGUGUGGGUGAAUGAGGAGGAUCAUCUUCGCAUCAUCUCCAUGAGACAAGGAGGAGACAUGAAGGCUGUCUUUGAGCUCUUCUGUGAGGGACUUAGCAAGUUUGAGGGUCAAAUGGGCAACCUCGCUGAGCCCAGAGAGUUCAUGAGGAAUGACCAUCUUGGUUUCAUUCUGACCUGUCCAUCCAACUUGGGUACCGGUGUCCGAUGCAGCGUCCACGCUCGCUUCCCACUUCUUGCCAGCGAUAAACGCUACGACCUGGACAAGAUAUGCCUUGCUCUUAGAUUGCAGAAGCGUGGAACAAGCGGUGAAUUCACCGAAGCCGUUGGCGGAGUUUACGAUAUCUCCAACUUGGAUCGUCUUGGCACCACUGAGGUUCAACAAGUCCAGUGUGUGAUCACCGGUAUCAACCUCCUCGUCAAGAUGGAGAAAUGUCUGGAGAAGGGGGAGCCAAUUGAUGAACUCCUACCCAUGGGUAUGACAGCUGAAGAAAACACCAACACCAACAACAGCAGCCGAGCAAAGAGCGGUCAAAAAAAAACAGGAGUCUGCGUAGCACUGUGAUCCAAAUUUAAAUACACUAUCCUUAAUGACACAGACUGGUAGAGGGCAUGAGACUCAUAAACGCUAAGCAGCCAGGAUGCUGCUUAGCGCAAAUGGCUAGACUAUAUAUUUGAUAAUAUCUAAUGCUUAGUAACUUUAUCCACACACUUUGUUUUGGAUGAGACGUUGCAGCAUGACCUUUCCCAGUCUGUGAUGUCCAUUCUGCUUCCACUGUUAGAUUAUUAUGACCUGGCUUAAAACUAAGUUUGACCCGAGUUUGACCUUAAUUUUCGUUCAAGAAAACAACUACAAACUAUUUUUAAGACAAUUCAAGCUCAGAUUUGAACUAUGUCUCUUAAGUCGGGUUAUAAUACUGACCCACCUCAUUGGAUUUUUAUACUUUUUGACAAUACAGCAAAGACAAGAAAAUAUCCCCAACUUUCUUUAAGAAGUUUCGUUGUAUAUAAUAUUGCUAUCAGUUUUUAUUUUUUAUUACAGAGUGACCCUUUAUACGAACUCGUUUGUGUGAAUAUUAAUACUUUAAUAUAUACUUUUCUCAUUUGUUGCUUUCUGAUAAGGGUCAAACCGAAAACAAAAUUUGUUGAUUUUGUUCCAAUUUAAAAAAUAACAAUACAGCUGAAAAAUUGUAUAGGUUAAAAUGAUAAAAGGUGAAAUUGUAACCCAGAUUAUGGAAUCUGAACUGUAAGCAAUAUGGUUUUCCUCUAUCUUAAAGUGUGUCUAAAAUAAAGCAAAUUUGAGUUCCAGUGCUAUGCAAAAAAAAGAUCUUCAACUAGAUUAGAAUAUUCAUGAAUAUUUAUGAGUUAAUGAUCACAAACUAAAAAACUGACAAAGACUAAGGCUGUUGCUUUGUUUGGCUGUAAUUGGUAUGCUUAAUUCAUGGGAUGAUGAUAAUUUGGGGUUAUUUCAGUUAGCUCUAGAAGUGUGUACAAAUUGUGUGUUGUCCUUGAUAUAAAUUAUAGAUGGUCAGUAUUUGCUGUGUGUUCCAUCAUUUUACCAUCUCGGGGUUAUGAAGUUUUGUCAUUAAACAUGGCAAGUAAUUGCAGACUCUCUAUUCGUUAUGUAGACUUAAAACCACACAAUGUCCAUGAGUUGUUUUAAUUAAGUUGUCAUUGAGAAGGAAUGUUUUUUGAAUGGAUAGAAACCUGGAGAAUUUGCCAUUCUCAAACAGGAUGAAAUAAUUUCUGAUACAAAUCUUUUCUAACUCACAUAAAGCUGCCGUUUGGUAACCAAAAGAAGAUGAUGUCCUUCAUGCCAUAAACAAGUACAUUCCUGUAAUUAUACAUGUGUCCCAAGCUGAUAGACCAUUGUACAAAUAGGAUAACCCAUGGCUCAACAUAAACCAUUAGGCUUUGGUUUCGAAAAACUUUAAUUAAUUUAUCCCGAUAUAUGCCGACUAGUUGUACUGAUAACUUAAAAAUCAUGGUUCACGUGAUCUUUAAGUAAAAUAUACACAGAUUCGUCUGUAAUGCAUCUAUCUUACGGUUGGAUACAUACAUGACGUACAUUUGUUAACUAGAAUUCCUCUUGCAAUGUAAGCAUGUGUGAUUAUAAUAAAGUAAGCAACGUUAAACAAAA